Pongo pygmaeus (Bornean orangutan) is the source of this 809-nucleotide messenger RNA. RefSeq lists its product as uncharacterized. The record is from RefSeq and is a predicted model, not a curated record. The transcript has a single exon. The coding region runs from base 1 to 645 and encodes 214 amino acids. Lineage: Eukaryota; Metazoa; Chordata; Mammalia; Primates; Hominidae.
AUGCUACAGGCCAGCAACCAGAGCCCAUCAUCUCAGAGGCCCCUGGAUGUCCUUCGAAGGAACCAGGACCCUCAGAGCCCAGCAUCCAUCUCUGUCAUCAUCUUCAUCACACCCAAAGAAGAACCAGCCUUGCAGGAGGGUUUCCAUCUCCAGGAUGAUGGGCUGCCAGCAACUGCAGAGGAUGCAGCCACCUGCUUAACUGUGCUGUCCAGCCAGCCAGCCCACUGUAGGGCCUCUUGCUGCUUAAGAAGAGCUGAUGGGCUGGGCAUGUUGGCUCACACCUGUGAGCACAGUACUGAGAAAUGGGAGCACAGUACUGAGAAAUGGGAGCACAGUACUGGGAAAUGGGAGCACAGCACUGGGAAAUGGGAGUACAGAGUACUGGGGAGUGGGAGCACAGUACUGGGAAAGAGGAGUACACAGCGCUGGGAAAUGGGAGCACAGGACUGGGAAAUGGGAGCACGGUACUGUGAAAUGGGAGCUCACAGCACUGGGAAAUGGGAGCACAGUACUGGGAAGGGGGAGCCCAUAGUACUGGGAAAUGGGAGCACAGUACUGAGAAUUGGGAGCACAGUACUGGGAAAUGGGAGCACAGUACUGGGAAAUGGGAGCAUAGUACCUGGAAACCCCAGACCUGGAUUCUAAGUUUUUCAGCCUAGCCCAGACUUCUUAUCUUAGUAGACAAAAAGAGUCAAUACCAGAGAACCAGAGGCAUCCUCUGUAUUUUAAUGAACUCUGCCUUUUAGUCUGUUUAGUAGUCAUAUUUUAAAAGAUAAUCAGUUUUCCAAAUAUAUGUAUAAUUUACCAUG